Molecule: messenger RNA, 1627 nt
Organism: Mya arenaria
Lineage: Eukaryota; Metazoa; Mollusca; Bivalvia; Myida; Myidae
Product: NADH-quinone oxidoreductase subunit B-like
Exons: 6
Coding region: 22-720 (232 amino acids)
Biological process (GO): aerobic respiration; mitochondrial respiratory chain complex I assembly; electron transport coupled proton transport
Molecular function (GO): NADH dehydrogenase (ubiquinone) activity; quinone binding; 4 iron, 4 sulfur cluster binding
Source: RefSeq, a predicted model, not a curated record
CCUAAAACAACAACAACCAUCAUGGCUGCCAGAGCAGUGUUUCAGCGUUGGCAAUCCCUGCAGCCUUUGCUGAGUACAUCUAGACAGACAGCGGCCAUUACAAAUGCUCCAUGCAAGCAGCUUAUCACAAAAAAGCAGGAAGAUGAUAAAAACAAAAACAAUUACAUGAUUGUACCAUACCGAGAACACAUGAACCCUGUAAAGACGACCAUGAAGUCUCCCUCACCUUUUAAGGCGAGCAUUAAGGACAACAAGCUGGACUUUGCUUUAGCCAGAGUAGAUGAUCUUGUCAACUGGUCUCGGAAGGGCUCCAUUUGGCCACUGACAUUUGGUCUGGCAUGUUGCGCUAUCGAGAUGAUGCACUUCGCAGCUCCACGCUAUGACAUGGACCGUCUGGGCACAGUGUUUCGGGCCACGCCCCGACAGGCUGACUGUAUUAUUGUUGCUGGAACUGUCACUAACAAGAUGGCACCAGCAUUAAGAAGGAUCUAUGACCAGAUGUUGGACCCCAAGUGGGUCAUCUCGAUGGGGAGCUGUGCCAACGGCGGAGGCUACUACCACUACUCGUACUCCGUGCUGAGGGGCUGCAAUAGGGUUAUACCGGUCGACAUCUAUGUACCAGGUUGCCCUCCAUCGGCGGAGGCACUGAUAUAUGCCGUUCUUCAGCUGCAGAAGAAAAUCAAGACCAUGAAUUUCGCCCAGUCCUACUACCGCUUGUAAUUCUCUUAAUGUGGACAAUAAUGUGGACAUGUUUUACGCAGUUUGGAUAUGUUGCUUCCUAAUAAAGAAGUGAAAUUUGUUUUUUUUAAGCUGAUUUUUGUAUGUGUAUAACCCAGUGUUAGGUUUGAUUUCUAGUAGUCUCAGCGCCAUUUAAGAACAAUAUUUUUACACAUGAAUGUCUCUAACCGUUGUUCGUUUUAAUAUGUUUUUUUUUUACAUACCAUUAACAAUGGGAGUGCUAAGAUUUAAUUCCUAAUUGCAAACAUGUUUGUCAUUAAACAAAACUUAGAAAUCAGAUUAAAGCAAUAGAAUAGCAAUUCGAGACCCACAAGGGGAACUUUCUCAUGACCUCUGAAAAUGGACACCAAGGGCCAUGAUUACAAACAGUCUCAAGUCUGAGUUUAGACUCAAGUGGCAAAACUGCAUUUCUUCAUUUCAUUGUAAACUUCUUUCUAGUUGAGUUUUGCUUGUUUUUAUUACUAUUUGAAUUGUGCAAGUAUUCACAUUUUUAUAAAAGAAGGGAAUAAAGAUGGGUUUUUUGUAAUUUGAUAAAAGUUUCUGAGUCGGAGUCUAAACGUGAACUUGACUGUUCCUAAUCACAGCCCCAGUACUGGUUCCUAUCCAGGAAAAGUGUUUCUAAAAGCUUAUGGCUUACAGUCACAAUCAAGCUAAAGAAAUUAGUAAUGAACUAAAGCAAGUAAACUCAAAACAUAUGAUAGCUUUCUUUGAAAAUGAGAACUGACAAUAUGGUACAUUUAGAUAUACAUGUCUCAGACCAUUAUGAAUUAAAAAAAUUUAGAAUGUAAUACUAGUAAACCACAUUAUGUUAAAACAUUUAUUUUCUAUUGUUUAUCUCUAGUUUUGUUGAAACAUUUGUAAGAUUUAUAAAAGAUGUAUUAUAAAGUGA